AGCCAUUGCAGUCGUUCCGAGUCAUCACAGCAAGUUUCAACAUAGCCAUGGCGUCUCAGCAGUGGCAGCUGGUGCAAGGCAUGCAGAAGAUGAACCUGGGCCAAAGCACCUCCCAAGGCUGGCAGCUGGUGAGCCAAAUGCAACCCUUUCCCCAAGCCAUGGCCUCACAACCUCAGAUGCAACAGCAGCAGCAGCAGCAGCAGCAGCAGCAACCUGCUGCGGCCUACCCAGCCUACCCGACCUACCCAGCUCUGGCCUACCCCUCCAUGCCACCGCCCGGUGCGCCCGGAGCGUCCGCGCCUCCAGGCCCCUAUGGAGCACCCCUUCCCCCCUUCCCACCGCAGGUGCCACAACAAGCACCGGGCACAUGUCAUGUCCAGAGAAUUCGACACCAGGGCAGUGAAAAGAGCACCUUGGGCGCAGUGAUUGUGACCAUUAGCGAGGGCUGCUCUUAUGAUUCCAUCUUCAAAGAGGUGGCACAAACGGAUGACCAGGGGACCUCGGUGGCCACCUACUGUGUGUCGAUCAGCGGCUUGGAGCAGCUGGGUGAGGCUUUGGAGGACAAGGACCGCGCCAGUGGAGACUUGGCGGAGCUCAUCCAGGACUUGGGCCGUGUGCCAGCUGCGAAAGUGGUCUUCAAUUGGGAGUGCUGCUCCUCCUGCAGUGAGCAUGGAUUUCAAGGUGGUGGCUUGUUGCCCUUCGGCGGAUGCGGGCAGGUCCCACAGCGACCUUCGACAUCCGAUGCAUCCUUACGACUUGCAAAGCUUGCAUUGAACCGAGGGUAUAUGGUGAUGUUUUCGGACUUCAGCCUGAAAGCCUUGAUCAGCCACUGGGAUGUACAUCUCUUCGGGCCGAACCCCUUUCGGCAGACCGGAGUUUGCUCUGGCCAAUUGCAGUUGAACUUUGAUCCAGAAGUGCUCAAGUCCUGCUCCUCACGCCAGCUGGCGAAAGUUGGAGAGUUGUGCCAAGACGGCAAGGCGCUCAUUCAGGCUGCUUCGAACACCAUUGCCUCCCCAAAGCUGCUGAAUUAGAUCUUUUCUUUGGAAUCGUUGUAUUUGUAUGUGACUAUUUGUCAUUGGGUUCUGAGUGUCCACAGACAGAUGUUGGAACGUCAGAGACAGCUGUCUUGCAAAGCAUGGGCAAACUCGGCAAACUCGGCAAACUCUUAGGUCUAUGAGGUGGUGGAGGGAGCUGCAGAAACUGCUGAGAGGUCAACGGCCUAUAUGUUGCAGAUUCUCACGACGGCCACGAACCCCCACACCCCCUGGUUGCCGCAGACGCAACAGAAAAGCACUGCUGGUCAUGUGCUUCUCAGCUAUCCCAGUGGAGGCCGCAUGUUGACCAGUGCAGGGCAUUGGAAGGAGCUGGUGCAUCUGGGUGGAGUUUCCGAAGAGGCUCUCUUGCGCGUGGCCGAGCGGUACUACGGGAAGGCCUACAGUACCAACUUGGGUGCUCAGCUACAGCAAUGCUGCGACAUGGGCAGCCGCAUGCAGAUGCAACAGGCUUCAGCACAGCAGUUUGUCCAAAUGAGCGCGCCAUACUGAGCGUGUGAUUCCGCCUUGGAUCCAAGCUGUGGACUUCGGAUGAGAAGUGGUGCAACCUGUGCAGACUCAGAGUUGUGCCAGCUCGCCGUUUUACCGCUCUUGUGGCGCUGAUUCAGUCAUUUGUCCUCACACAGCGUGUACAGAAUGAGAGGAUUGAUGCAAAAC
This is a messenger RNA of Durusdinium trenchii, 1709 nucleotides long. NCBI's taxonomy places the organism in Eukaryota, Dinophyceae, Suessiales, Symbiodiniaceae. The record is from the annotation of a GenBank genome assembly.